This is a messenger RNA of Oncorhynchus kisutch (coho salmon), 6889 nucleotides long. Its product is annotated as contactin-associated protein-like 2. NCBI's taxonomy places the organism in Eukaryota, Metazoa, Chordata, Actinopteri, Salmoniformes, Salmonidae. The record is from RefSeq and is a predicted model, not a curated record. The transcript is spliced from 25 exons. The coding region runs from base 279 to 4223 and encodes 1314 amino acids.
UCAUAAUUAUAAAGAUAGUAUCCGACAAUACCGUUAGAUGUAAUGGGGCAGUGCGAACAAAAAACUGUUUUGCUCGGUGACACGAGAGGUAGCGAAUAUUGCGCACAGGCAUGUGAGCUAGCCGCUUGGUAGCAGCCACUUUCUAUAUAGCUAAUAAACCAUUAUCUGGAUAGCUGUCUUCAGCUUGCUUCCGCCUGUAGAGGCGGGUAAUGAAACAUCCAUAGGCAACGGAAAACACAACUUGCCAAAAUUUGCUUUGUUUCAAGCUUCAUUUAAAUAUGCUUCCGGGAAAGGAGCUAACGUUACUGCUCUGGAUCUUCAGUCGCUUCAGCAGCCUCAGCGCGGCAUCUUCAGCAUCCCGUAAAUGUGAUGAAGCGUUGGCCACACCACUCUCUCACACAGCUUUUACCAGCUCUUCUGUGUACUCCAGUGGAUAUGGGGCUGGAUACGCAAAGCUCAACAGGAGAGGAGGUGCUGGAGGCUGGUCUCCUGUGGACACUGAUCAUUACCAGUGGCUGCAGGUGGACCUGGGAACCAGGAAGCAGGUCACCUCCAUCGCCACACAGGGCAGGUACAGCAGCUCUGAUUGGACAAUGCAAUACAGACUCCUGUACAGUGACACAGGAAGGAACUGGAGACCAUAUCUGCAAGAUGGCAACAUAUGGGCAUUUUCUGGCAACUCCAACAGUGAGAGUGUGGUCCGCCAUGAUCUGCAGCAUGCAGUCAUAACACGCUACGUGCGCAUCAUCCCACUGGAGUGGAGCGAAGAGGGGAGGAUUGGCCUGCGAGUGGAGGUCUAUGGCUGUUCUUACUGGGCGGAUGUGAUCAACUUCGAAGGCCAGGGUGUGAUCUCCUACCGCUUCAAGAUGAAGAAGAUGAAGAUUUUGAAGGAUGUCAUCUCCCUGAAGUUUAAGACCACAGCCAGUAACGGUGUGCUCCUGCACGGGGAAGGACAGCAAGGAGACUAUAUCAGCCUGGAGCUGAAGAGAUCCAAACUACUGCUCAUGAUCAACCUGGGCAGCAAUCAGUACGGCUCCAUCCUCGGACACACCUCUGUGACAAGCGGAAGUUUAUUGGAUGAUGACCACUGGCACUCCGUAAUUAUCGAGCGUUACCGACGGAAUGUCAACUUUACCCUGGAUCGCCACACACAGCACUUCCGCACCAACGGGGAAUUUGAUCAUCUUGACCUGGACUAUGAGAUCAGCUUUGGAGGCAUGCCUGUCUCUGCCAAGCCCAGCUCGGGAGGCAGGGAGAACUUUGUUGGUUGCAUGGAGGGCAUCACCUACAACGGAGAUAACAUUACCAACCUGGUCAAGAGAAAGAAAAUUGAUACUUCAAGUUUUAGGAACCUGACGUUCUCCUGCAGCGAGAUGCACUCCUUCCCUGUGUUCUUCAACGCCACCAGCUUCCUGCGUCUCCCGGGGCUGCAGGACAGCGACACCCUGUCGGUCAGCCUGUCCUUCCGGACGUGGAACCCCAGCGGCCUGCUCUUCUACACGGCCCUGGCUGAUGGCGUGGUGGAGGUGGGCCUCACAGAGGGAAAAGUCACCGUCUACAUCAACGUUGCCCAGAAGAAAAACACACGUAUAGACAUCUCCUCAGGUUCGGGGCUCAACGACGGCCAGUGGCACAACGUCUACCUUCAUGCUCUGGAGAACUACGCCAUGCUGACCAUUGAUGGUGACGAGGCAUCCACUGUCAGAACGGUCAUUCCCAUUCAGAUCAGAACAGGGGGACAAUACUACUUUGGAGGCUACUUCCUGCGUACCAACACGCCCCCUGCCCAGCGCUCUUUCCAGGGCUGUAUGCAGCUGAUCCACGUGGACGACCAGCUCGCUGACCUGGUGGCUGUAGAGCAAGGCAACAUGGGAACCUUUGAGAAUGUCAGCCUGGAUAUGUGUGCCAUCAUAGACAGAUGUGUCCCUAACCACUGUGAACAUGGAGGCCGCUGCACUCAGACCUGGGACAGUUUCAGGUGCUCCUGCAAUGGGACAGGCUACACUGGGGCUACAUGCCAUACCUCCGUGUAUGAACAGUCCUGUGAGGAAUACAAACAUCUUGGUAAAACAUCUGGCACGUACUGGAUCGACCCUGAUGGGAGUGGUCCCGUAGGCCCCUUCAAAGUCAACUGCAACAUGACUGAGGACAAGGUGUGGACUACAGUGAGAAACAACCUGUCUCCCCAGACCUCAGUGAGUGGCUCAGACUUGGAGAGGAAGGCUUUGCUGCAGCUCAACUACAACAUGUCCACAGAGCAGGUGACAGCCAUCACGAGCAGUGCAGAGUACUGUGAACAGCAUGUAGCCUACGCCUGUCGAAUGUCUCGACUGCUCAAUAACCCAGCUGGGUCCCCAUUCACAUGGUGGGUUGGCAGGGCCAAUGAGAGGCAUUAUUACUGGGGUGGUUCAGGACCAGGGAUCCAGAAGUGUGCCUGUGGAAUCGAAAGGAACUGCACCGACCCCAAGUACUACUGCAACUGUGACGCUGACCAAACGCGGUGGAGAGAGGACGCUGGUCUCCUGGUGUAUAAAGACCAUCUGCCUGUGAGUCAGGUGGUAGUUGGUGACACUAACCGUGCUGGCUCUGAGGCUAAGCUGACUGUGGGUCCACUGCGUUGUCAAGGAGAUGGUAACUACUGGAACGCAGCAUCCUUCAACACGCCUGCAUCAUACCUGCACUUCCCUACCUUCCAAGGGGAGACCAGUGCAGACAUCUCUUUCUAUUUCAAGACUUCCUCCUCUUAUGGCGUCUUUCUGGAGAACCUUGGCAAUACUGACUUCAUCCGCCUGGAGCUAAAAGCUGCCACGGUGGUGUCCUUUUCCUUUGAUGUGGGCAACGGUCUGGUGGAGCUGAGUGUGAGGUCAUCCACUCCUCUUAAUGAUGACCAGUGGCACAGGGUGGUGGCUGAGCGCAACGUGAAGGAGGCUGUGCUGCAGCUGGAUGGGCAGUUCAAGGAGGUUCGCCCUGCACCCCCACAGGGUCACACUCGCCUGGAGCUUUACAGCCAACUCUACGUCGGUGCAUCGGGUGGCCAGAGAGGCUUCCUAGGAUGUAUCCGUGCCCUGAAGAUGAACGGUGUGACCCUUGACCUGGAGGAGAGGGCGAAGGUCACCCCGGGGGUGAAGCCUGGCUGCUCUGGCCACUGCACCAGCUAUGGGCAGCACUGCAGAAACGGUGGCCAGUGCAUGGAGAAAUACAACGGUUACUCAUGCGACUGCACCUUGACGGCGUAUGACGGGCCCUUCUGCACUGAAGACGUGGGUGGCUACUUCGAGAGUGGAACACUAGUUCGUUACGACUUCCUUCCCGAGGGGGGCCUUCCAGCCAUCAGGGAUGUGAAGAGCCUGUCUCCCCUGCUGCCCACGGAGGGCAACCUUACACAGGAGGAGCUGGUGUUCAGCUUCAGCACCUCCAACACCCCCAGCAUCCUGGUCUACAUCAGCUCCAGGACCCAGGACUACCUGGCUGUGGUGCUCAGACACAAUGGAACACUUCAGAUCCGCUACAGCCUGGGAGGCCUGAGGGAGCCGUUCACCAUCGACCUGGACCAGCGCAACAUGGCCAACGGGCAGCCCCACCACAUCAACAUCUCCAGGCAGGAGAGGAACAUACGGCUGCAGUUGGACCAUUACCCCCCAGUCAGCUACACUCUGCCUGCUGGCUCUGACACCAAGUUCAACCUGGUUAAAACUAUAUUCCUGGGCAAAGUCUUUGAAACUGGCCAGAUUGACCCAGUCCUCAUAGAGAAGUACAACACCCCAGGGUUCGUUGGCUGUCUGUCCAGAGUUCAGUUCAACAACAUCGCCCCUCUGAAGGCAGCACUGAGGUCUGGCAUCGUCGCCCCAGUGACCACCCAGGGCAUUCUAGUGGAGUCCAACUGCGGGGCGUCUCCUCUCACCAUCUCACCCAUGGCUGCUGCCAAUGACCCCUGGCACCUGGACUCAGCUGGUGCUGUAUUCCCAUUCAACGAGGAAAGAGUUAGCCGGGAUGGAGUUGAUCGGAACGCUGCAAUUAUCGGAGGUAUCAUUGCUGUGGUCAUCUUCACCAUCCUCUGCACCCUGGUGUUCCUGAUUCGCCAUAUGUUCCGUCACAAGGGCUCCUACCACACCAAUGAGGCCAAAGGGGCGGAGUCUGCGGACUGUGCCGAUGCAGCCAUCAUUGUCAAUGACCCAGCCUUCACAGAAACCAUUGAUGAGAGCAAGAAGGAAUGGUUCAUUUAAUCAGACAUUCACAUUUUGGUACUGGUCAGUGGUGUGCCCAUGGCUCUUCACACUUCGCUGAGUGAGGACAAGGCUUUCUUUGAUGAUGAUGAUGAGGAUGAUGAAUGAAUAAUGUGUAAAUGGGGCAUAGGAAGAUUUCCCCAUGGACUAGAUGUGUGCAUUGGCUGGCUUGUCUAUAAUGUAUUUACAUUGAGUGAGGAGUUGGAGGAGUUUUGGCAACAUGAUAUCAGUCAUUCACAUAGAGCCAUUAUUACAACUACAGCAUCACCUGGACUGAGAAUUAAACAUUUAAAAAACAAUAUCACUUUUUAUAUUUAUUUUUUUCAUUACUGUUGAUGUCUUAAUGUUUUUAGCUUUGAUUGUAGAGAUGUUUAUGCCUGUAUUUAAUGGGUCAAGCACAUAAUGUACACUUCUAGUUCCUUUGCUGCCAAAUGAGUACCAAGUGAGUUGCUUAGAGACAAAAUGCUCUCCCUGCACAGAUUGAAAAACACAUUAAGGUUUAUGUCACUGACAUUUGAUUGUAUUGCAUUGUAAUGUAUUGGUUUGAUUGCACUGCAGUCCUUAUUAUGUGUAGAAUACAACGGCAUGCUACACAACUAUGGCAUCCCUUCACUGCACCAUUCCACACAGUAGCACUGGUAUUUCCUCACAAAUGUGUCUUUUAUCUUGCAGAUCAUUCUUGGGGGGGGGGGCAAAUUAUUCAGCAUGCUUUAUCUGUUUCCCCGGUCUUGCUACAUAUGAUGAUGGCUCUUCUUGGAAAAUUGGUUUUUGGCAUGAUAUGACAGGUUCACAUUUGGCAACAUUGUGACUUUUGAGAGGGAAGUGCUAUGAUAUUGUCAUGAAAAGGUUUAUUGUACAAACAAGCAUCAUAUUACUUAUAGUAAUGACAAUAUCCAAUGUGCCUUCAAGAUUCAGCCACUCUGCUUUCCGUUUUGGACUAUUUCCUUCUGGGCACACUGACUGUACCCUGAAUAUUGAACAAAAUAAAUACUCUAUGGCCAAUAGGGAUGUAUUUAUGAUGGUGGCUAUAUGCUAAAAGGAAAAUGACAACGUGGCUUAACUUCAGCUCCAUGGGCAGUGAUACACUAUACACACGCUUAACUAAUGCCUGAACUUCUAUGCCUUUGUUGGUAUCAAUGUGUAUAGUUCUGUAGCACAGGAGGCUGCUGAGGGGAGGACGGCUCAUGAUAAUGGCCAAAAACGGAGUGAAUGGAAUGUCACCAAACACAUGGCACCAUGUGUUUGAUGUAUUUGAUACAAUUCCAAUUAUUCUGCUCGAGCCAUUACCAGGAGCCUGUCCUCCCCAAUUAUUAAGGUGCCACCAACCUCCUGUGUUCUAUAGGUGUUAUUUCAUUUGUUUAUUUGAGUACAGUGGGGUUGUAUGUUUUAUGUCUAAUCAUUUUAUUUCCUUAUUCAUAAGAUAACCAUUUUCACCCAGUAAGUCAGAAUAACCCACAAUAUUAAAUGUUUUUAUGUUACAAGUGCCAACAAGAUUAUGUCAGCCUUUCCCCAUGUUAAGAUUCUCAUAUUCACAUCAUGUGGUUUGGGAAUUGCUGUGAUUAAUUCAGAGUAGCAUUACACAGACAACACAGUGUGUGCUGAAGAGAAGAACUGGAGGAUUAGGGGAGCUAAGGGGAAUGUAGACAGCAUGAGAGACUGUCGUGAAAACCUCUGAAAUGAACAUAAAAUGAUUAGCUGUUACUGUUGAAGGCUGUAACAGCAUCUGCAAACAGAAUGUAUCCUUCCAUAUAAUGUCAGUGUCCCACAUGCCCACAGCAAUCUGAAUUGGAUGAUGAAAUCCCUUAAAUUGCACCACUGAACACAUAAGCAAAGCUGGUAUUAUUAGGUAAUUUCUUCACAUUUUUUGUGUUGCUAUUUUGUCAUGUAGGCUAUUGUUUUGAAUCAACAUGUAAAUCCCUGUCUACAUCUCACAAUGGUACAUUUUGGUUUAUUGGUAUUCAGAGGAGCAAAACAUUGGUUGUUCAUCACUGUGUGUGCUAAUAGUCAAGUUGCAACUGAAACACAAUAUACUUUAAUAUUCUAUAAACCAAAAUGAUCAGAGGACAUCCAUUUACUGUAGAGCAACACUUUAUGAGAACGCAUGAUCUUACAUUUCAUUAGAAUAUCUAACACGUCACAGUUCACAAUGUAAUAUAUAAUAUUAUAGCAUAGGAUAUAAUAAAGCAUAAUAUAGCAUAUUGAUAUUAUGGAGAUUUUUUUUUGUUAUGUUGGUUUACCACUUUUGUCAAAUGAAUGAUUGGCAUCGGAUUUCAAAUUCCAUUAUUGUUUUUCUUUUCAUUAGCAGCAUGACAAUUAAAACUAAAAACAGUACCACAUUGCAGUGCAAUUUAUUUUACAUUAAUUCUUUGGAAAUAUUUUGUACAAUUCUUAUCUGAGGGAUGAUGUGCAAAAGUAUUUUUUAUAAUAUAUUUACAUUUAUUUCAUUGCAAUUAUAAUUAAAUGGCAGUUUUCUUUUUGAUAUUCUGUGUGAAAAACAUACAUUGUUGAAAUUGUCUUUUACAGUGGCUUGAGAUCAUGUUCCCCAAAAUGAAAGAUUUUACAACUUCAUUUUGUGUUAUUUUAGUUCAGUAUUGUAUGUCAGGCCUGAGAUUGCAUAUGUAAUGUGAUUUUGUCUUAAUAUAAAACAUUAAACAAGCCUUGCCAUA